AAUUGUUGAAUUUCAGUGUUCAUUUAUUUACACAUACACAUAACACUCAUCUACUCAUUGUUGAGUUAAGGGUUGAAUUGUCCAUACUUGUUCUAUUCUCUGUCACUAUUUUUCUAACCAUGCUGAACACCCUCUCUGAUGAUGCAUUGCUGUGUGGCAUGCACAAAAGUGCUUUCAUCAAAUGCACUAGAGUCUAGAAUCUUCCAUCUCUCCCUAGUAUGUACAGUAGAUUGCAGUAUUGUCCUGUUUAAGAGUGUCACAACAUUGCUGUUUACGGCAGACGAACUGCUUUACGGUAGACAAAAACGUGACUGCAGUUGUUGUGUGUUGUUACCGUGCUUGGAGGACGUUAAUGAAACUGCCUAACAAUAAACCGACAUAAGAAACCAACAACUCGCCCUUGAUCAUUCUACAGUUGUAAUGUAAAUGGAGCUAGACACGCUGUUUUUAUAUUGUGGGAAAGCGGAUGUGAAAACAGGCAGUCCUCACUCAGGUCCGCAUGGAGCUGGAGGGGGCGUGGCCUCCAGCUCCGCCUGAAUUUCUGGAGAUUUUCGGGAGAAAAUUUGUCCCGGGAGGUUUUCGAGAGAGGCGCUGAAUUUCGGGAGUCUCCCGGAAAAUCCGGGAGGGUUGGCAAGUAUGGUGUGUUCAUACAUGAAACAUUUUGCAUUACUCAUCACAUUAAUCCCAGUGGAACCUCUGUUUUUUACGAACUUAAUUUUUUCUUGAGCGGGUUUCUUAAAUACGAAGGUUUGUAUAGUAAAGCCAAAUUCUCCAUAAGAAACAAUGCAAACACAAUAUGAAGUGCUAAACAGUACUGUACUGUAUAGCAAACAAACAUAAUCAACUUUCCCGUUUAUUAACAAGCUGAACAGUGCUGUAUGUGCUGCUCUGCCAACAUGCGCACACACAGAAGUCAUGUUGAUGCCCUCACAAACGAUCAGAAAUCACAAAAAAAAUGAACUUUAACAACCAUACUGCCACAAUAAUAUACAUUUUAAAAAAAGUAAAAUCCAACAAUAUUAACAUUGGUAAGGAGUUAAAGAGACAGAGAGAGAAGAAAGUAGGGCGGCGGGUUUGUGUGUGGGCUCUUAGUAUUUAGAUAUAAGUCCGCAGUGCGAAGCUUGCUUCGUCAAUUCUUCCAUACUUGCGAGCGCCAUUAAUGUACUCUUCGCAAAAUGUUUUAUUUUUAUUACACAGUGAUUCCUUCCUUCUUUUCACGCUCGUCUGUCGAGUUUUUAAGACUCAUAUUUACUUGACAAAAAAAACAAAACUUGUCAGAAACGCAAAAAAAACACAGGGAAAAAAAGCACACAAGGUGAAGUGUCGAGACUGACUAGUAAAUUAGUCAACGUGCAGCAAGUGACUUAAAUGUUGCGCCCUGCUUUUUGCUUGCAGCCGGAAGAAAAUAAAUAAAUAAAUAAAUAAAUAAAGCGUUCGCACACAAAGGCACAUUUUGUUUGGUCUAAAAGUUUGUAAAUUGAAAAGUUUCCAAAUUGAGGGGUUCCUAAAUUAAGGUUCCACUGUAGGUGAGACAAUAUUUGAAAACUCUUAUCUAUUUCGAUUAUCUUAAUGAGACUAUAAGAUUAUCUAUAAUGGACGCUUAAUUUGCGAAUGUAAUGAAAAAAGGCACCAAAAUGGAUGAUAUGAUCCCACUCCAUAUUACUCGUGUUUACCGUUCGCCUCCCGGUAACAGUUCGAGACGCUACCUCAGUAGAAGCAUUUAAGUAUCACCUUAAAACUCAUUUGUAUACUCUAGCCUUUAAAUAGACUCCCUUUUUAGAACAGUUGAUCUGCCGUUUAAUUUCUUUUUCUCCUAUGUCCCACUCUCCCUUGUGGAAGGGGUCCGGUCCGGUGGCCAUAGAUGAAGUACUGGCUGUCCAGAGUCGGGACCCAGGAUGGACCGCAUAUGUGGUCCUCUCCAAGGUUUCUCAUAGUCAUCAUCGUCAACGACGUCCCACUGGGUCAAACCUUAGCUUUACAGAUGCCACGCCACCUCUGCAGGCAAAGACAUCUACUGCGGUCAAGCCUUUGCCCAAAUUACAUGCAUCUUGUCGUGAAAGGUAUAUGCCAUUUGCAAAAACAACCGCCAGAAACACCUGCCCAUCACCCGGCAGUACAUAAAGAUGCCCGACAUCAUGUGAAGUCUCUGGUCAAAGGUGGAGUCAGAUGUGUCGACCUCAAAACAAAAUUGAGAAGAAGUGUUAGGAUGAGCAAGACGCAGUGCAAACGUGAACAACAAUUUGAGUCCAUCAACUUUCGAAAAACAUAAAAACCUUUGGAAGUACUAUUUAGAGGCCCUCCAGCAUCCUCCAUGUUUUAUUUAACAUGCGCUUCUGGCACUGAUCAGUUCUGCAUUCCUCUUUUAACCUGAAAUGCUGAAAUGACUGUCCAGGAUUCCUGCAUUACCACAAAAGAGACUUUAGAUACAACAUGCAGGUCCAGCAGAUGAAGAAGUGGGUCCAGUCAUGCAUAGAUCGUCCAAAGGACAAGCUGUCCAGUCCUGAGUCGAGAUAUUUUGGGCCCAUCCCGAAAUUGGCGGUCAAGAAACCUACGCUGUGGAGCGCUUUUUCCACUCAAACCCGUCUUGGAGCGUCCAAAGUCCUUACAUGAGUCCCACAGCCUCCCAGGCCAGCUGGGGUCUGGUGGGAGGCAACGAGGGAGACCUGGUUAUGAAUUUGGCCUUUCUGUGCGAGUACAACGCCCUGCCUGAUAUUGGACACGCUAGCGGGCACAACCUGAUCGCUGAGGUGGGAGCUGCUGCCGGAUGGGGUCUGAAAGCCGCUCUGGAACUUCUUCUCUGAGUGAAGGUGACCAUCCUGGGAACUUCAUCAGAGGAAGACCAUGGACGAAAGAUCCAGCUGCUGGAGGCGGGAAGCCUUUGAAGACAUCCACCUGUUCUUCAACGCCCAUCCUGCUGUGGAGGACGUGGCGUUCUCCUCUAGUCUGACAGUCACCCAACAAGUUGCUGUGUUCUAUUUGCACACUUUAUUGUCAUUCUUCAUUCACUGCGAGCCUGACAUCUUUUUUUUUUCUUCAAACCGAGGAUGUUGGUAAAGUACCACAGGAAAGCUAGUCAGGCUUCCGCCUUUCCAUGGAUGGGCGUGAAUGCCUUGGACGCCGCCAUGCAGGCUUACAGCAAUCUCACCGUGCUGAGGCCUCAGCUCGAGCCCAGAAGCACCUUCCAAGGCAUCAUCAAACACGGAGGGGUAAAGGCCAACAUCACCCCUGACUACUCAGAGCUACAAUAUUGUCUACUUGCUCCCACGUUUAAGGAGGUUGUUGAGCUGAAGGCCAAAGUGGAGGCUUUCCUCCGGGCUGCUGCCAUGGCGAGCAGCUGUGAACUGGCGAUAAGUUACCCAGGCAACACCUAUUUGAACAUCGUGCCCAACGCCACACUGGCAAAGCUCUAUGAAGAUAACGGAACAGCCUUAGGGAUCCAGUUCACCAAAAAUCCCACCAAAUUCGCUGCUUCCACAGACUUUGGCAACGUGUCAUACGAGAUCCCUGGUAUCCAUCCCAUUUUCUCCAUCGCCACGGACGUGUUUAACCACACUGAGGCAUUUGCAGAGGCGGCAGCAUCUCCUCCUCCUCCUCCUUGCUGUGCCAGACUCCGAAGACGCCCAGAUGCACACCCUGAGGGUCGCCAAGGCUCUGGCGAUGACAGCUGUGGAUGUUCUCUGCAGCCCACGUUUGCUGAGGCAAGUGAAUGACGACUUUGCUCAGGCAGGCAUCAAAUGACUUGUAUGCUGUAGUUUGUAGUUGAAUAUCCCAGUGGAUUCGUUGACUUAAUUGGUUUGCAAAACAUUGUUUCUCUUCCGCAAAUAAUGUAGCCUUUGUCAUUAUGGAUGGCUGUCACGUAUCUGUGACCAGCAGAAUAAUUUAGUCCUCUUCCACUAGAUGGUGGAAGGCUUAUAAUUAGCGUGUGUAUCAAAGUGCUUUGUGUACAUUUUCAAUUACAUUAAAAGGUAGGCAAACACUGCACUAUGGAAUUGAAUACUAAAAUAUUAAAAUAAUUUUUGUACUACA
Messenger RNA from Nerophis ophidion (straightnose pipefish), 4026 nucleotides. Its product is annotated as peptidase M20 domain-containing protein 2-like. The coding region runs from base 3045 to 3710 and encodes 221 amino acids. NCBI's taxonomy places the organism in Eukaryota, Metazoa, Chordata, Actinopteri, Syngnathiformes, Syngnathidae. The transcript has 11 exons. Gene Ontology annotation, molecular function: dipeptidase activity. The record is from RefSeq and is a predicted model, not a curated record.